Messenger RNA from Xenopus laevis (African clawed frog), 987 nucleotides. RefSeq names its product olfactory receptor 13C9-like. The record is from RefSeq and is a predicted model, not a curated record. NCBI's taxonomy places the organism in Eukaryota, Metazoa, Chordata, Amphibia, Anura, Pipidae. Bases 1 to 987 code for a protein of 328 amino acids. The transcript has a single exon.
AUGACUGAAAGUAAAGCAGGAAACAGCACAGCACAGAGAGAAUUCCACCUCUUGGCAUUUCUGAGUCAUGAAAAACUGCAGGUCCUGAUCUUUAUUUCAGUGUUACUGGUGUACAUUCUAACUGUAUGUGCAAAUCUUAUUAUUACUGCACUUGUAUGUUUGGUGCCCCAUCUGCACACUCCAAUGUACUUUUUCCUGUGCAACUUGUCAGUCCAAGACAUUGUCUAUGUCACUGCCAUCUUGCCAAAGUUUCUGGCUAUAACCACAGCAGGUGACAACAGCAUUUCUUUCCUGGGCUGUAUGAUUCAGCUGUAUCUACAUAUAUCAUGUGUUUCAGGAGAAGCUCUCCUUCUGACCUCUAUGGCUUAUGAUCGCUAUGUAGCCAUCUGUAUCCCCAUGCGUUACUCUCUCAUCAUGAAGAAAAGUGUAUGUGUUCUCCUUGCCUCUGUUUCUUGGUUCAUCGGUGCCACAAAUGGAUUCAUGUAUAGUUGGCUCAUUUCUAAUUUUUUUUUCUGUGAUCGUCAUGAAAUCAAUCAUUUCUUUUGUGAGAUGAAAGCAAUUCUAGGGCUCUCUUGUGGUGGCUUUCAAAACAUUAAAAUUGUAAUGAUUGCAACAUGUGCAAUUAUUGGACUCUUGCCCUUCAGUUUAAUUCUGAUCUCCUAUGGAAACAUUAUAUCUUCUGUCCUAAAGAUCCGUACUUCAGCAGGAAAACUCAAGAUCUUCUCCAGCUGCUGCUCCCAUCUCACAGUUGUGGUUCUGUUCUGUGGGACACCUGUAAGUUUGUACAUGAAGCCAGAGUCUGAGAAUUCCCAAGAAAUAGAUAAGCUGCUGUCUCUACUGUAUGUGGCUGUCACUCCACUGUUGAACCCAUUAGUGUAUAGCUUGAGGAACAAAGAUAUAAUUAAUGCCAUUAAACAUAUCACAAAUCUAUAUUUCUGGGGCAGCUUUGCAUGUAAUGAUAUAGAUAAUGAUGUGAUUUACAACUAA